Messenger RNA from Chroicocephalus ridibundus (black-headed gull), 5019 nucleotides. It is a transcript of the gene CDCP1, whose product is annotated as CUB domain containing protein 1. Lineage: Eukaryota; Metazoa; Chordata; Aves; Charadriiformes; Laridae. The coding region runs from base 162 to 2672 and encodes 836 amino acids. The transcript has 9 exons. The record is from RefSeq and is a predicted model, not a curated record.
CGGCCGCCCCGAGCCCAUCCCGUCCCCUCCCCGCCGCCCGGGAGGAAGAGGAGGGCCUUCACCUGCCCCGUCCUGCCCCGCCAGGUGCCAGGUGGAGCAGGAAGCUCCGGUGUCGCCGGAGGGGACCCGCGCCCGCCUCGGGGCCGGGCCCAUGCGGGGAGAUGGCGGCGGGCCGUGCGCUGGCCGCGCUGCUGGCCGCCCUCCUGGCCGCCUCGGCGCAGCUCCUUCAGCGGGAAGCUUCCUUUACGAUCGCUCUUCGUACGGUGGACAAUGUCACGGUUAUGAUUAAACUGCGACCUGGUGUUUUGGUGGGCUGUCAAAUUCGUGUUAAAAAUUUCUUCAGGUCUGAACUCAAGAUAAAGCCUGGGGAUAACGUGACUUUUACCUUCACUUGUAGUACUCCAGAGAAGUAUUUCAUCAUGGAAAUUCAGAAAAAUAUUGACUGUGUGUCAGGUCCGUGUCCCUUCGGAGACGUUCAUCUUUACCCACUGGGGCUACCUCGCCUUAACAGGACUUUCAUCUGGGAUGUGAAGGCAAGUACAAAGGCUGGACUUGAACUGAAAUUUUCUACCCCGUGGCUAAGACAGAUUGAACCGGGAGAGACAUGCCCAGAUUUUGUUAGCUACAAUAUCAACAGCUGCAUCGAUAAGGCCACGGUCAACAUUGGCACCUUCUGCAGGAACGGCUCAGUGUCUCGUGUCAAGCUGCUGGGAGGAGUCAUCAUGUCUCUGCAUCUCCCAUGGAACUCGCCGCUCACCACCUCGGGCUUCAACAUAGCUAACAGGGCUUCCAUAAAACGGUUAUGCAUUAUUGAAUCCGUUUUGAAGGGGGAGUCUUCAGUCACCUUGAUGUCCCCAAACUACCCGCUGGGCUUUCCAGAAGACGAGCUCAUGACGUGGCAGUUUGUGAUUCCUUCCAGCAUGAGAGCAAGCGUGUUUUUCCACAACUACAGCCUCUCCAACUGCGAAAGGAAAGAGGAGAGGGUGGAGUACUACAUCCCCGGCUCCCUCAGCAACCCGGAGGUGUUCAAGCUGAGCGACAGCCAGCCUGCCAAUAUCCCUGGCAGUUUCAACCUGUCCCUGCAGGGCUGCGACCAGGAUGCUCAGAACCCGGGCAUCCUCCGCUUGCUCUUCCAAGUUGUCGUUCAGCACCCGCAGGUCGAUGAGAAUGUCACCCAUUUGGUUGACCUGAGCAAGGAAUUGAAUAUGACUGUAACGAUACACUUCGAAGGGUGGCCCAGCCGCAUCCCAGUCAUGUCUGAACCGAUAUGCCUGAUCUGUAAGGAUCCUCGCACCUGCGACCGCGUCUUGACUUUAGUGUCUGGCGCCAUCUACAAGAUCUCCUUUCUCUGCAAGGACUUGUCCCGUCUGAGGAUCACAGCUGAAAAAGGCAUAAGCUGUGUCGAUCUUCAGUGGUGUCAGAGGAAGAUCUUUUACCUUUUGGUGCCCAAGGCUAUUACCCAAUUGCCAAUUCAACUGCAUAAGUUUAUUUGGAAGCUCUUGGCUCCCGAUCUGAUCAACAUAGAAAUUACGUCUCCGUCCUUGAAACUUCAGCAACAUGUCCCAGAGCAGAGGUGCAACACAAGCUACAGUUACAGCAUUGUUGGUGCCACCCCAGAGACGGAGUUGAAUGUUGGUGUAUUCUGUCCUGGUGGAUCCGUUGAAAAGAUUCAGAUGAGGAAUAACGUCACCAUAUCCUUAAAAACAUUUGGUAAAAGAUUCCUCAAUGAGUCUAAGCAUCAGGAUCUGCAAAUGUCUUUUGUGCCACAUAUUAAAGAUGAGUGCUCUUUCACUGUGAGUCCAGAUCCAAAAGCUAAAGUUUACUUGCAGACUCCCAACUGGCCGUAUGGUCUACCUCCUUAUGUAUCCAUAUCCUGGUACGUUGUCGUGCCCAAGAAGCAAGUUGCCCGCCUAGGGUUCUCCAAGGACCGCAUGGGCAUCGCUUGUGAGACGGGACGUGCCUAUGUCAACAUAAAGGAAGAGACAGCGGGGGCAGAGGAAACCGUGCGCCGUGAGGAUGAGCCUCUGCCCGAGCCCCGAAAUAUGUAUCAUGACUUCUGGGUAAAUGUCUCCAACUGUAAACCCGUGGAUAAGACACAGCUGACCUUGCAGUUCCGGGUGACCCUUGCUGACAAGCAGAUAGACCUAGGAGUAAUACUUGCUGUGCUGGCUGGGGCUGGAGUUCUCGCGGCUAUUGGACUCACUGUGUGCUGUGUUAAGAAGAAGAAGAAGAAAAGCCAGAAUCCCAUGGUGGGAGUGUACAAUGCUAACGUGAAUACCCAGGUGCCUGGAAAACAAGGAUUAUUCACAAAAGGGAGGAAAAACAAUGAGUCUCAUGUCUAUGCAGUUAUCGAUGAUGCUAUGGUCUAUGGGCACUUGCUGAAGGAAUCCAAUGGCUCAGUCUCUCCAGAAGUUGAUGUGUACAGGCCGUUUGAUGGACCCAUUGGUAGCUUACCGCCUUCUCCACCUCCGUUGUCCUUCAGAAAAGACAUUAAACGCUCUUCUAACACUGAGGAACCUCCACCUCUGACAGACACAGACCAUGACACUUACACGUUUGCUCAUCAGAAAUCAGGGCAGUCAGAGGACAUUGGAGAUACAAGUGAAAAGAAUAAUGGAGAUACAAGCACGUCCUUGCUGGAAAAUAAGGAACAGGAUGGUUUAGUGGAGUAAUUUUAUGCCAGGUAUAGCAGUUUCCUGUGGAAAUAGAGGUGACCUGUAAGGACAAGGGCCUAGGGAAAAAUACUGAAGAGGAGUGUUAUUUUAAAAUGUGUUUUGAUGUUGUGUUGUUUUGUUUUGUGUGUGUGGUUUUGGUUUGUUGUUUGGUCGUUGUUUUUGGUUUUUUUUUUAAACUUAGCUGUUAUAGCUUUCAGUUUUAGAGUGAACAUCUAUCAAACUCAAAAACAGUUGAAACACUCCAGGACUGCAUGUACUUCUGGUUGUGAAACAGGAGGCAAAGGUACGCUCCUGCUUUUUAGUAUAAAGACAUCAGGAAAAUGAACUAACUGCCAGCUUAAAUAGAGCGGGGAGAGUGUUUUUGUCCAGAAUGGCCUCCUCUCUCACGAGUCAUUUGUUCCCGAGUGUUGGUUGGUGACUCCUUGAAGGCGUAGGCUACAUCGCCGUCUCAAGGCAGGUCCAGGUUGCAGAGAUGUCAAAUGUCUGCGAUCUGCUAAUGUCUGAGAAAAGGAGGGGAUGCUGUCAUUCCCAUCACUCGCUGCUUGAAAGUUCAUCGUUAUUUAGCAUACUGGUGGCUAUGUAAGUGUAAUGAAAGACCACGUAUGCUGCCUGGAAGAGCUCUGUGUGUGUAAAUCGGUUUGAACGCUUGAGUUUGGGCUCUUCUAGUUUGGAAGUAAAGUUAUGUGUUUUCUCUAAUUUCCAACUGAUGCUAUAAUACUUGGAUAGCGCUGUGUGAGCCUGUUCCAAAGACUUGUGUUUUCCUUGCUUUUCUUACAAAAACAGUUUCAAAAGUCUAAAACAAUCUGUGCUUCUCUUCAGAUGCCUGUAGCAUUCACAUUUUACUAAAACCUUGUGCUUUUGGCUCGAGUUAAGAGUAAGGAUUCAGUGCAGAAAUAGCGAUGUGGUCAUCUGGCUGUUUAUUAAUGCAUUUCACUGCACAUGUUAGAGGUGUGUGAUUGUUUAAAUAAGGACCCAAAAAAGGAGUAAAGAAAACAGAUUAUUUCCAGCAGGUGGUUUCUCUGAAAUGCAAAGUAUGAGAGUGAAUCCCUAAGGAAAGCCUAGGUAUUUAUUUUCUAUCAAUCUGAAUUUAACGACCGUGUUGAAGUGAUGGUGGGGACAGCUCUUGAUUUGUAGUGGGACUUACACUUCAGUCAGCUGGCUGCCUUUGAAAGCCACCUCUUGAGAUCAGGUAAAUAACAGGUCUCAUUUUUAAGCGCUAUAGCUAGCAUGCCCCUCAGUUUAUGUGCCUUUUAAAACUUGAGGGUCAGAUCUUCAUGCAGAGGACUACGGGUAUACGAAUAAAGUUGCCUUUUAUAUACAAACACCUGGCUUGUCCAGGUGUGCAGGUACUGAGGAUGUUUGCAGCCAAAGGCCCGACCACUUGAUAGUUUCUCUCCAAAUGUCUCAUUGUGACUGUUUCCUGCCUAAGGAUACACAAAGGUGCCAUAAAACUUUUAGACAGUGUUAGAUGCAGUAAUGUUAAACACGUAAUAAUGUCUGAAAUUAAAACGUCUUUACCAGAAACCUUACUGUUUACAUCAAAAAAGAAUGUGGAUUUCUUCCCGUGUUACCUAUGCUGGCAUUGCAAAUUGCCUAUUUACAUGGUGAGAUGUGUGUUUUUACACAACGUAUACUAUUAUACUGCUUGGACCGCUAUAAAAAUUAAGUAUAAUGUUGUAUCUGACUCGGUUUUCUGUAGCAUAUAGCAAAACGUGUGCCAUCUAAAGGUGCCUUUUAAUUGUUUCAGGUAUUUUCCUGCUUAUAUUUAUCACUUUUAAUGUAGAAAUGUGUAUUCCUAGAUCUCUGGCUACUCACUGGGAUCACGUAUUUCAAAGUGUACUGCGUCAUUUUAAUGUCAUUUGAGAACUUUAAGAAGAUUUCUGCCAUACUGCUAUCUGUUUUUCUCAGGUAACUGAAUUGCCACAAUACAUUUUUAUCGGAGCAGUCCAGUUGUGCUUUCAUCUGGUCCAUGUUUCUCACUUCUCUUUUACUGAAAAGGAAUGAGAAGUCUGUAAGAGAAAGUCAAGUUUGUCUCAUCCCUCUGGUUCAGUUUCUGCCAUUGCUUAGAUGAAAUCUUUUAAUUCAUGUUCUCUCUAACCAACUGAAGAAAAUGUAAUAGAGGUAAGGCUUUUGUUCACAGCCUCUCGAUGUUUGAAGGAAGAACAUGAUGCUUGUUGAUCGUUAUUUUUAUUUGUUCUAUUUUAACUCAACUUUGGGUAUGGCAAUAUAAACCUUAUUUUACAGUUGUUUCCAGUCUAAGGUUGACUUCCACUGUGCUUACUUUGGUAUGUUUAGAGUAAGAGUUCAGACAGAAAUUCCAAUUUGCUUCUCAUUAAGAGGAACU